Mercurialis annua (annual mercury) is the source of this 2382-nucleotide messenger RNA. RefSeq lists its product as uncharacterized. The record is from RefSeq and is a predicted model, not a curated record. Gene Ontology annotation, molecular function: nucleic acid binding. Gene Ontology annotation, biological process: DNA integration. The transcript has 2 exons. NCBI's taxonomy places the organism in Eukaryota, Viridiplantae, Streptophyta, Magnoliopsida, Malpighiales, Euphorbiaceae. Bases 1 to 2382 code for a protein of 793 amino acids.
AUGGCAAAUUUUCAAGGUAGACCAGAAGAAUCAAUGUCAAGUCCGUUUUUCUUACAUCCUAAUGAGAAUCCCUCGCUGAUUCUUGUUUCAAACUUACUCAAUGGAAGCAACUACCAUUCGUGGUUCAGAUCUAUGAAGAUGGCACUCAUCUCCAAGAACAAGUUCAAGUUCGUUAAUGGCUCAAUUCUUGUUCCUAAUGAAAAUGAUAAUUUGUUUGCUGCUUGGGAGAGGUGUAACACAAUGGUGAUGUCCUGGAUCUAUAGAUCUGUUACUCCUACCAUAGCAGAUAGUAUAUCUUGUAUGGAUACAGCAUUAGACAUAUGGAAUGAUUUGAAAGAUCGUUUUUCAGAAGGAGAUUCAUACAGGUUAGGUGAUAUUCAAGAAGAAAUUUACAGUUUUCAACAAAAUUCUUUAUCAGUUACUGAGUAUUUUACUCAUCUCAAGACACUUUGGGAUGAAUGGAUGAGUUUAAGACCUUUUCCUGUUUGUAUUUGUUUGCCUAAAUGCUCUUGCAAUGGAUAUGAGAUUGUUAAGAAGAAUUUUGCUAAUGAUCAGGUCAUUAAGUUUUUGAAAGGUUUGAUUGAUCAAUAUGGAACUGUGAGACAGCAAAUUCUUAUGAUUGAACCUCUUCCUCCUAUGAACAAGGUUUUUUCAAUGGUGAUUCAAAAUGAGAGACAGCUUUCUGGUUCAUAUAAUGCCAGAAAUGCAGUUGAUCCUAAUAUCUUACUUGCUAGAGGAAACAAUCAAUAUGAUGGAGAUAAUACUGAUCUGAAUUCUGAUUAUGAGUCUAGUGUAUGUUAUGCUAGAGGAAGAGGUGGAAACAACUACAGAGGAAAUUUCAGAAAGCCUCCUCCUGGUUUUCCAUUCAUACCAGGAGCUAAACCAAAACUGUGUUCUUACUGUGGUUAUACAGGUCAUACUAUUGACAUAUGCUAUAGAAAACAUGGUUAUCCACCAGGUUUUGCUUCAAAAGGCAGAGGAGAGAGCUCUUAUGCUAAUCAAGUUGAUUUCUCAACUCAUGGUCCAUCAGAAAUGAAUCAAAAUGCUGGAAUGAAUGAUCCUGGGCAGCAUGGACCAAACACUGAUUCUUAUAAUGCUCAUCAUAGAAAUAUUGAUUCUUCUGUUUCAACAGGAUCAGUUUUCCCUUUCACACCUGAACAAUGCCAGAAGAUCAUGGCCUUAAUUCAACAGGAUGCUAAAGGUAUACCACAAGGAAGUACAACACAUGUCAAUUCUGUUGAUUCUCUGACUGCAAAUUUCAACUCUAUCCCCAUUGAACAAGGUACUAUUCAUACUUGUUCUUUUACUGCUACUUCCUAUAAAGAUACUUGGAUCCUAGACACAGGAGCAACUGAUCAUAUUGUUUGCAAUUCAAGUUUCUUUAAAACCUAUUAUAGUGUUACAAAUGUUCAUGUGAAAUUACCUACUGGCCAGCUAGUUUCAGUAACACAUGUAGGUGAAAUACAGUUGAGUGAUCAUCUAGUUCUGCACAAUGUUCUACAUGUCCCAGACUUCACUUUCAAUCUCAUUUCAGCAAGCAAACUCACAGAUGAUAAGAAGUUAUGCUUAAUUCUUUAUCAUGAUGCUUGCUUUAUUCAGGAAGUAACUACAUGGAGAAUGAUUGGCUUAGCUAGAAAGCAAAAGGGGUUGUACAUCAUGAUGCAGGAUGAUUUGAGAAUUUCUUCAUGUAAUAAAGUUGCUAAGCAUAGUAUUGAUGACUCUAAUGUUUGGCAUUACAGAUUAGGUCAUUUGUCACCUAAUAGAAUAAGAUUACUUCACAAGAUAGACUCAUCUAUUCAAGUUUCUGGAUUAGAUGUUUGUGAUGUAUGUCACUAUGCUAAACAAAAAAGGUUGCCUUUUCCAGUGAGUUCUUCUGUUAGCAAUGCUAUUUUUGAUUUGUUACAUGUAGACAUAUGGGGACCAGUUUCUACAAAUUCCAUUCAAGGUUAUAGGUACUUUCUGACUUUGGUUGAUGAUCAUUCUAGACAUACUUGGAUUUUUCUAAUGAAAGAUAAGUCAGAAACCAGGGGCCAUUUGAAGAAUUUUGUGGUUUAUGCACAGAAUCAAUUCUCCAAAACUAUAAAGACUGUGAGGUCAGAUAAUGGUCUUGAGUUCAAAUUUCCAGAGCUAUACCAUAAAUAUGGAAUUCUGCAUCAAACAAGCUGUGUUCAUACACCACAGCAGAAUAGCAUUGUAGAACGCAAACAUCAACACAUAUUGAAUGUGGCAAGAGCCCUGAAGUUCCAGUCUGGGAUUUCUAUGCAGUUUUGGGCACAUUGUGUUAGUCAUGAAGUUUACCUAAUCAACAGGAUCCCCUCUCCUGUUAUUAAUGAAGAAACACCAUAUCAAAGACUUCACACUACUAGAAAACAGACCUGUUAA